Molecule: messenger RNA, 1828 nt
Organism: Papilio xuthus (Asian swallowtail)
Lineage: Eukaryota; Metazoa; Arthropoda; Insecta; Lepidoptera; Papilionidae
Product: neurofilament heavy polypeptide-like
Exons: 1
Molecular function (GO): zinc ion binding; nucleic acid binding
Source: RefSeq, a predicted model, not a curated record
AUGGAGGUUGAGCCAUCGGAGGACCGUGAAGACCGGCACCCAGGGUACACCUGGGGGAGCCUCGGUCGGAAACGGCUUCGAGACCAAGCCGUCGCACCAGGCGAUGCAGAGACGGGGCCCUCGCCCAAGUUGGCAGGGACAAGAAAAGGCCGAGGACGGCCGCUGACACCCGGCGGAUACACAGGAUUCGACCUGGCGAAGCGGGAGUUGGCGGAGGCUACCCGACGCCAACGUGAAUGGGAGGCGGAGAACGAUUUAGCCGAGAUGACGUCGGAGCUGCGGUCGACCAAGGCGGGGGCCCGACUUGCGGACACCUACGCCUCGGAGGACGAUGAGCUAGGCUCGACAGAACUCGGCGGUCAGAUAGAGCUUGGCGCAGCGGCCGUGGCGGCUGUCUGCGCCAAGUCAAACAACUUAAAAGGGACAGCCAAGAAGGCUCUUAAGGAGGCGGUAGCGCAGAUUCGGGCGGCGUCAAAGCUCCUGACGACGCGCAAUAUAAAUGACGAGACGAGGAUUCUGCGAGCGGCCAACACCCGCCUUCAGGCGGAGAUGGCCGCACUAAAGAAGGAGGUGGCGGAGCUUAAGGCGUGCAUGCUGCAGGCGGGGGCGACGCCCAAGCCUGUCGCUGCGACAUGCCCACAAUCCACGGACGAAGACAUGGAGAACCGGAUCCUGAGCAGGCUCUCGGACCGGCUUAACGCCCGCAUAGACGGGCUAGAGCCGCGUCUGAAUCCAGAGCCUCGCUUACGACCGGCACUGGCACACGACAGGCGUGAAGCGGAAGCCAGGCGGAAACCCCCGGCAAGCCGUCCACGCCAAACACCGGCUACGACCCAGGCGGAACUGCCUGAAGUGCGACUUCCUGAACCGGCCCAAUCGGGCUGGAUCAAGGUCGGCGCAAAGGGAAAGACGAAGGCGUCGACCUCUUCAUCGACGCCGGCCGCUUCUUCUCCUUCUACCACGGCCCUAGCCGCUCAAUCGGGCCAAAAGGCUAAGAAAAAGUCCGUGAAGAAGAAGAAGAAGACGGCCAAAAAACAGGAGACGGAACGUCCCCUCCCGCCGGCGCCAGCAUCCAUGAAGGAGUCCAUGGCGUCGGUCGUGAAGAGGGGCCUAAGGGAAAAGGCGCCGACGGUCAUCAGAUCGGCGCCCACGCCCAAGAAGAAAGAGCAGGAGAAGGCCAAGCCUUCACCCAAGCUGCGGGCCCCCAAGACCUCGGCAGUCGUGGUGACUUUACAUCCCACGGCUGUGGAGAAGGGGGUCACGUAUGCUAAAGCUCUGGCCGAGGCGAGACAGAAGGUGAAUCUCAAGGACCUCGAGAUCGAGAGCGUCCGCUUCAAGCGCGCAGCGACUGGGGCCUCAAUCAUUGAGGUCCCCGGUGCCGAUAGCGCGCCGAAGGCGGACCUCCUUGCCGAAAGGCUCCGAGAGGUGUUCGGGAACGGUGGCGAUGUCACCGUCUCCCGACCAACCAAAACGGCGGAACUGCUUGUGGCGGGGCUGGAUGACUCCGUCACGAAAGAAGAGGUGACAGCAGCGGUCUGUGCCAAAGGCGGCUGCGCAGCGGACCACGUAAAGGUGGGAUCGCUCCGCCAGGAGAGGUCCGGUCUCUUUGCCGUCUGGGUAGCAUGCCCCGUAGGAGCUGCUAAGAAAGUAGUGGAGGGGAAGCUGCUGGUGGGCUGGGUUUCGGCCAGGGUGAAGCUCCUUGAACGCAGGGAGCUGCGAUGCUUCAAGUGCCUUCACUCUGGCCACGUCAAGGCGCGGUGUACCGCGUUGGUCGACAGGGGGCUUCAGUGCUACCGGUGCGGCCAGAUGGGACACCGCGCCGCGGAAU